Messenger RNA from Manihot esculenta (cassava), 948 nucleotides. Its product is annotated as protein WEAK CHLOROPLAST MOVEMENT UNDER BLUE LIGHT 1. The transcript has a single exon. The record is from RefSeq and is a predicted model, not a curated record. NCBI's taxonomy places the organism in Eukaryota, Viridiplantae, Streptophyta, Magnoliopsida, Malpighiales, Euphorbiaceae. The coding region runs from base 1 to 948 and encodes 315 amino acids.
AUGGAGAACUACCUGCAAAAAACAGGGGAAUUGAAGGAGAAACCUAGUGAUUCUGAGACAAAAAUGGCAGAAUUGGUUCAUAUCAGAGAAGAAUUGUAUAGAGCUAAAGACAAUGCUAUGCAAUCAUGGUUAGAUUCCAAGCCUCUCAUCGACGAGCUUGAGAAACAACAAGCAAAUCUUGCGAGUGCUAGAAACAGAACGUCUAUGUCAAAUAUUAUAAUCUCAGAGCUCCAAUCUCAGCUUGAAGCUAUCAGUGUUGAAAUCAGAACAAAAAUGGAGGAAGAAACAAAGUACAAGAAGAUGAUCAAUGAAAUGAACCAGGCCCUGGAAGCAAAGCAGGAGGAAUCAGAACUCAACAAGAAGGAUGCAGAUGAAGAGAAUCAAACAAAAUUGAAGCUGAAACAAGUCCUGAGGUUUAGAAGGCAGAGUCUGAAAACAUUACAGCUGACGAUGAGAGCCAUCAGAAUAGAAUCUGAAGCAUUUGAAGCAUCUGCAGCAGAGGCAUUAGCAGACAUCAAGAGUUUAGAAACAGAGGAGACCGUCGUUCGAAUGAGUGAAGAAGAGUAUUAUGACUUAACAAGAAGAGCCAAAGAAGAAACAGCAGUAGCAGAAUGGAGGAUUACGGUUUCUAUGGAGAAGAAACAUGAAGCUGAAGAAAGCAGAAACUUUGCAUUAUCAAGACUGAAAGAACUAAAAAGAAAGAAAAGCAAAAAAGAGGAAAAGAUUAUAAAUGAAGAAGUAGUUGAAGAAGAGCGAUCUCCAGUUAAAGUCGUGAAUAGGGGAACCGUUUUUCCUAAAGCUCGAGCUCAAGCAAUGGCUAAAUCUAACAGGAGGAAGUCACAAGAACAUAAGGGAAAAUCACCAAGAAAAAGCAAGAAAAAGAAAAAAUCCAUUUUAAAUCGAAUAAGGAGGUUUCUUGUUCGAAGUUUUGCAAGAUUGCUUCGAUAA